Messenger RNA from Cyanidioschyzon merolae strain 10D, 1653 nucleotides. RefSeq names its product similar to initiator tRNA phosphoribosyl-transferase. Gene Ontology annotation, cellular component: cytoplasm. The coding region runs from base 1 to 1653 and encodes 550 amino acids. The transcript has a single exon. NCBI's taxonomy places the organism in Eukaryota, Rhodophyta, Bangiophyceae, Cyanidiales, Cyanidiaceae. Gene Ontology annotation, molecular function: tRNA adenosine(64)-2'-O-ribosylphosphate transferase activity. Gene Ontology annotation, biological process: charged-tRNA amino acid modification. The record is from RefSeq and is a predicted model, not a curated record.
AUGCGGUUCAUGAACUUGCCAGCCUUGUUACAAUGCAUUCGCUGCGGAGGCCUGGCGAUUGUGGAUGCGACCCGCUCCGGGAAACUCUGGCCGGAUGCGUUACGCUGCACCUUGCCAUUGUGGUGUGCAGUAAUGAACGCUUUGUGGUGGUGGCCCGUUUUCCACAGCUCGGUCGACGAUGUCCCGGAUCCUGCACAGCUCUCGUGUGUUGCAGCAUUCUGGCUACGCCUUUGUUGCAACUGGGGCAUCGACAAGGACGAAAUGACACAGUUGGGGCAAGCGGCCGCCGCUGCACUGGGCGCAUUGAUAUCCUGCAAACCUUUUAUGGACUGGUUUGAAGAAAUGAUCCGCCAGCGCAGUGACUGGGGUGUACUUUGGCCAAUGGUCGCAUUUCGAGGCGACCAAAAACUCGCUGAAAGGUUUCAGGGAACGUCCGCAUGUCGCGUUUGUUCGGGACAGUCGUCGAGCGAUACCGGGGACUGGCUCUCGCUCAGCUGCUCAGUACGCGAGGCCUUGGCGGUGCUGCAGCAGGUCGGAAUGCGUCUGCAGUACACCGGGGGCAAGCAGUCGUCUCUGCAUGUGAUACCUGUGGUUGGGAUUUCCGCAUCUGAUGCUCGCCAGGAGGGCAACCCGAUCCUCAGUUGUCGUUACCGCUAUGUCGCUGGUGCCGGAGACGACGAGGAGUCCUGGAGCGAGGGCCUCGAGCCGACGCUCUGGUGGCAAUACCAGUCGCGUAUUCGGGAUGUGCUCGCACAGGGUGAAGCACUUUCGUCCGUCCUGCCUGAUCAGUCGGCUGAAAACAGGCACAUUUGUGGGAUAGAUCACGGAAGCUGCAGAGUAGAGAUCCUUGCAAGCAUUUGGAAGCAGGAGCGUGUACAUGUUUUUCUGGGACGUUGCGCCUGUUCCAGGGCUAACCCAACAUCUGGAGACCACUGUGGACUCCAGUCGGAGAAUUCCUUGCACGCUCGCCGGGUUUUCUGGCUGGAUGCGCUCCCUUGCAAGCGCUCUUCGCGUGCAGCAGCAAUGCUAGAGUCCAGUUUACGGAGUGCAAGCGUCGCAAUACAGCAGACGCGCUCAAACGAAGACCUAAGCCCGACGCGUAGCCCGUCUACGCAACCUUUGCAUUGCACGCCGCACGAACUCGAGAGAGAGCAAUCGACAAAAGCUUGGAAGCAGCCGGAAGCCGCGGGAGCGCGCUCCGCGCCUCGCGCCUAUGCACACCAUGGGGAUAACUCCGCCCAACAGUGUGCUCGCUCGGCAUCGUAUGCUCCAUGCAAACAUUUGCUGAAUUCAGGACAGCCUGCAGCGAGUAACGGUCAGCAGCGAUGCGAGGAUUGCCUAGCGGUAAGCAACGGCAAGCUGUCUCGUGCAGAGGCGAGCGCUGCCGCCCUUCUCGAUACGCUGUUGCCCCAGAUACGCCAGUGUAUACAGGAAGAGGAUCGAUCGGUGGUGCUAGCCUCCACAGCGGGGGACGGCCUGGCGCUCGCAGCCGCCCUUGUCUGGCUGGCCACCAGUGGUCUGCAGCAGCCAGAGACGGGGCUGUGUCGUCUUCAAGAGACUCUCCUGCUCCUACAGUGUCGAUAUCCUUCAGCGGAAGUGUCUCAAGCGGUCAUGAAGCUGGUUCGCGCACACCUGCGACGUUAUGCGAGGUAG